CACUGCGUCCCCCCCAGCGCUGACCCCGCUCCCGCAGCGCGGCCAUGGGCGAGUGGGGCUUCCUGAGCUCGCUGCUGGACGCCGUGCAGGAGCACUCGCCCAUGGUGGGCCGCUUCUGGCUGGUGGUGAUGCUCCUGUUCCGCAUCCUGGUCCUGGCCACCGUGGGCAGCGACGUCUUCGAGGACGAGCAGGAGGAGUUCGUGUGUAACACGCAGCAGCCGGGCUGCAAACCCGUGUGCUACGACGCCGCCUUCCCCAUCUCCCACUAUCGCUUCCUCGUCUUCCACGUCGUCGUGCUCUCGGCGCCCGCCGCUCUCUUCGUCAUCUUCGCCGUGCACCAGGCGGCUAAGCCGGGGCGCGGGGGGGCUCCCGGCCAGCGCGCCCGCCGCCUCCAGCCCUUCUACGUGGGCAGCGUGGUGGCUCGGAUCGCCGCCGAGCUGGGCUUCCUGCUGGGCCAGGCGCUGCUCUACGGCUUCAGGGUGCAGCCGCUCUUCGUGUGCCGCCGCCGGCCCUGCCCGCACCGCGUCGACUGCUUCGUCUCCCGCCCCACCGAGAAAACCGUCUUCAUCCACUUCUACUUCGUGGUGGGGCUGGUCUCGGCGCUGCUCAGCCUGGCCGAGCUCGCCCACCUCCUGCGCAAGGGGCCCCCGGCCCGGCCCGGCUGCUGCCACCGCCCGCAGGAGCGGGGCCCGGCUCCCGGGGGGGCUGCGGAGGGACCCCACCCGCGGGGGGACCUCACCGUGUGA
Camarhynchus parvulus is the source of this 746-nucleotide messenger RNA. RefSeq names its product gap junction protein delta 3 (gene GJD3). NCBI's taxonomy places the organism in Eukaryota, Metazoa, Chordata, Aves, Passeriformes, Thraupidae. The record is from RefSeq and is a predicted model, not a curated record. The transcript has a single exon. Gene Ontology annotation, biological process: cell communication. The coding region runs from base 45 to 746 and encodes 233 amino acids. Gene Ontology annotation, cellular component: connexin complex.